Molecule: messenger RNA, 1368 nt
Organism: Melanaphis sacchari
Lineage: Eukaryota; Metazoa; Arthropoda; Insecta; Hemiptera; Aphididae
Exons: 10
Biological process (GO): sensory perception of taste
Cellular component (GO): membrane
Source: RefSeq, a predicted model, not a curated record
CCCUAUUACUAUUCAAUAUUGUUUGGAUGGAUGCCUAUCCGUAUACCAAAUAACGACAGUAAAAUGAUUCACAAAAAUGUGUGGAAUAUACCUGGCUUAUUUUUGUCGUUGAGUUAUAUUAUACUACUUAUAGUUUCUGGAAGUACUACACGGGAAUUAAGUAACGCAAUUAAGUACCAAGGAAACAGAACUUUGAGCAAUCUAACGAUUCAUGAUCGUAUACAAAUAGUAGUCGGACCGAUGUUCAUAAUAUCACUGUGGUUGAAUCAAACGAUUAUUAUAAUCAUAUACAUAUUGAUGCCAUUCCAUUUAAAAGGUCUAAGAAAAAUUUUCGAGUUUUUCAACGAAUUUUUCAAAUGUCAUGGCUCGAUUAUAGGAGACAAAAACACUAUUAACACGAUUGCUCGCAACACCAACUUUGAAUCCAUCAUGAUGAUCAUAAUGAACACAGUCCUGUCGAUCGUAUCGGUUACAACAAGUUUCAGUAGGAUAAGACUAUCGUUUGCUUGGAAACUGUUCAUCAUGAUCGACAACGUUAUUCACAAACUUGAAGCACUUUCACUAUGUAUCCAAUUUUGGUGUAUGUGUUCAGUGUUAUCAAAAUGUUUUAAGUGUCUUAAUGUUUCCUUAGACAGGCUUCGAGUCCGAAAAAAUCAGGUGACAAUACGCCCACCGGGCUUAUUUACAAUGUCAGACCAGUUGACGUUGCCGACCAACAUGGUAAUGCACCUCCGGAAGUUGAACCGAGCGCACACUGACCUCUGUUUCAUUCUCGAUCGCAUAAACGACGUUUAUCAGGUAUCGACAUAAUAAUAAUAAUAUUGUUAUUAUAUAAUAUUAUUCAAUAUAAUACAAAUUGCUGUGUAUUAUAUAAUAUUUCGUUUUUAUAUGCGUAUGUACAUGCACAAGGUGCUGAUCCUUUUGAGCAUCAUCACUUGUAUACUGAACAUGCUGCCCCAUUUAUUUGUUUUGGGUAUCAUCAUGGCAUAUUCAAAUUUUAGAAUUACACCACAAUUAUCCAUGGUUAUAUGGCCGCUACACUACAUGAUAAGAGUAUAUAUUGUAUGUAAAGCCGCUUCACUUGCGUCCAACGAAGCCAGACGGACGAAAACUAUUCUCAACGCUGCAUUUGAUAAACGUUUGACCGACGAUGAAAAAAACGGAAUAAAACGUUUCUUAGAAAGAAUCGAUAAUAAGAAAAUAAGAUUUUCUUUAUAUGGCCUGAGUUACUUGGACGACGAAUAUUUUUUAUCAAGUGUAAUGGCAGUGGGAGGAUAUCUAGUGAUCAUAAUUCAAUCGUACAUGACGGUUAUCGAAGAACAAUAUCCAAUUUAUGACCGUCCGACUGCAGACAAAUUUGAUGAAUGA